Messenger RNA from Micropterus salmoides (largemouth bass), 3427 nucleotides. It is a transcript of the gene casd1, whose product is annotated as CAS1 domain containing 1. The transcript has 18 exons. The record is from RefSeq and is a predicted model, not a curated record. Gene Ontology annotation, cellular component: Golgi membrane. NCBI's taxonomy places the organism in Eukaryota, Metazoa, Chordata, Actinopteri, Centrarchiformes, Centrarchidae. Gene Ontology annotation, molecular function: N-acetylneuraminate 9-O-acetyltransferase activity. The coding region runs from base 174 to 2672 and encodes 832 amino acids.
ACCAACAAGUUUAGCUUUCUCUUCAUUUAAGACGUGUUUGAGGGCACUGAACUUUACUGUAACUUACUCCCGAAUAAUCCGGUGAAUUUAUUUAGAUUUGUAUAUUUAAUUUUUUAUAAAAUAGACACUCUUACAAUCUUUAAUUUGAUCUGCGCCUGCUUCGACCAGCGGUUAUGGAGGAGGAGGCGGUGUCGCGUGGAGCUGAGAAGGCAGGUGGUGCACCGGGAGAAGCGCCGCCGCUAAACUGCACAGCUGCUUGUUGUCAUGGAGGAGCAAAGAUGGCGGUCCUGGCCUAUAGCCUGGGCAAACGCGAGAUAAAUCAACAUUUUACCGUUAAAAAUGCCAAAUUGAUAUCGCUUGUAGCCGUCGUUUUACUUCUCGUGUUUCACACAGCUUCGCGGUAUUAUGGAGGCGGAGACUCAUGUGAAUGGCUGCUGUCCAGAGGACGUUACUUGGGGGAGAACGUGUGGCAGCCGUAUGGCUGCAUGAUGCACAAAUACAAAAGCAUUGAAGCCAAAACCUGCCUUGCUAAAAAGCGGGUGGCCUUUGUUGGUGAUUCACGAAUCAGGCAGCUAUUUUAUGCCUUCAUCAAAGUUAUUGACCCAGAGCGACGAGAAGAUGGAAACAAGCACGAGGACAUUUCCUUUGAAGAUGAAAGUUCUUCUGUUAAUGUGGACUUUCUGUGGUAUCCAGAGGCAAAUAAUUCAAUGAAGGAGCGCUUGAUAUCAUGGACACACGAGGCGUCAGCAAAGCCAGAUGUUGUCAUCCUUGGAGCUGCCACCUGGUCCAUCAAGUUGCACAGUGGCAGCAGCGAGACCCUGCAGCAGUACAAAGUCAACCUGACAGCCAUUGUUCUGCACUUAGAGAAGCUGGCUGACCAUGGAGAGGUCUACUGGGUCCUGCAAGACCCAGUAAAUGAGGACGUGUUGAGUGAGAACAGGAAAAUGAUCACUAACCGACAGCUGGAGCUGUAUAACGAAGCAGCGGUGGACGUGCUCAACAGCAGCAACGGUAACGGCAGAUCCCGGGUCAAGCUGUUGGCAGCGUCCCGCCAGGCUGCACUGGAAACUAUCACCCAGUCAGAUGACGGCUUGCACCUGCCUGAGAGCACCAGGAAUGUGGGAGCCAUGGUCCUCAUGAACUCUGUGUGCAACAAGCUACUGAGGCCCAUUGACGGCUCCUGCUGCCAGACGUUACCGCCCCCAAACAACCUCCAGAAACUGUCCGCAUGUUUCUUCCUGGGCUCAGCCCUGGUCCUCCUGGUCCUCCACAUCCUUGGCAAGAACCGUCACCGCCGACCUGUGCCACCAGAUGUGGAGAGCCUGGAGGAGAAGAAGCCAGCGACAGCAGCUGUCCCCCUGGGUCCGAAGGUGCCCUUGCAGGCCCUCUGCAGGAUGGGCGUCAUUAUGGGCUAUUUUUACCUUUGUGACAGAGCAGAUGUGUUCAUGAAAGAGCAGAAGUUCUACACACACUCCACCUUCUUCAUCCCUCUCAUCUAUAUAUUUGUCCUGGGAGUGUUCUACAAUGAGAACAGCAAGGAGACCAAAUUACUCAACCGAGAGCAAACAGAUGAGUGGAAAGGCUGGAUGCAGUUGGUCAUCCUAAUCUAUCACAUAUCUGGAGCCAGCGCUUUUCUUCCAGUAUACAUGCACGUGCGGGUGCUGGUCGCAGCGUAUCUUUUUCAGACUGGCUAUGGACACUUUUCCUUUUUCUGGCUCAAAGGAGACUUUGGACUGAAUAGAGUGUGUCAGGUACUCUUCCGUCUGAACUUCCUGGUCUUGGUGCUGUGUGUGGUAAUGGACAGAGCCUACCAGUUCUAUUACUUUGUCCCUUUGGUCACCUUCUGGUUUGCCGUCAUCUACGCCACGCUGGCCUUGUGGCCUCAGAUCCUUCAGAAAAAGGCCAACAGUAGUAGCAUUUGGCACCUUGGGGUCUUGGCGAAGUUACUGGGCCUCCUGCUGUUCAUUUGCGUCUUUGCCUUUUCACAGGGUUUGUUUGAGAGAAUCUUCUCUGUGUGGCCCUUCUCCAAGCUCUUUGAGCUGAACGGAAGCAUCCACGAGUGGUGGUUCAGAUGGAAGCUGGACCGAUUUGCGGUGAUACAUGGCAUGCUGUUUGCCUUCAUCUAUUUGGUGCUUCAGAAGCGCCAGGUGUUGUCAGAGGGCAAAGGAGAGACUCUCUUCUCUGCGAAGAUCUCCAACGUGCUCCUCUUCCUCUCUGUCGUCUGCUUCAUAACUUACUCAAUAUGGGCAAGCAGCUGCAAAACCAAAACAGAGUGCAAUGAGAUGCACCCUUUCAUCUCUGUGGUUCAGAUUUUGGCCUUCAUUCUAAUCAGGAACAUUCCUGGCUAUGCCCGCUCUAUAUAUAGCUCAUUCUUUGCAUGGUUUGGAAAGAUCUCCUUGGAGCUGUUCAUAUGCCAGUAUCACAUCUGGCUGGCGGCAGACACCAAGGGAAUUUUGGUCUUGAUCCCAGGAAACCCUUCGCUUAACAUCAUGGUCAGCACCUUCAUCUUUGUUUGUGUAGCUCAUGAGAUCUCCCUCAUCACCAAUGACCUGGCCCAGGUGGUCAUCCCCAAAGACAGCGUGGCCCUGCUGAAGAGACUGGGGGCCGUGGGGCUCCUCUGUCUGGUUAUAUUGCUGCUGGCCAAAGGCAGCCAGUCCACACCCGGCGCCUGAUUGACACCUCUUCAUGGUGGGUGGGGCACAGCAGACUUUCCAAGUCCCUGCAGAGUUUGAAAGAGAUCCAAGCCAGGAGCAGGCCCGGUGUUUCAGCCUACUGUUGGCCACGGCAGACAACCUCAGUUAUGUUGAGUGACAACACAGGGACGCCUGGGAGAACAGUGUCUCUCUGCUGGCCAUGUUGUAGCAGAGUCUGUACUUUGUAACUGCUUAAGUCGCACACUGAAGAAAAGACAAAUGCCCAAAAGGGGGUUGGUCCCUUCAGGGCAAUGUGCAAAUUUUAAGAUCAAGAAAAAAAAAAAAAAAGAACAAGACGCUCAAAACGUUUACAUUAUCUGCUUUUAACAGAAGGCGGAAGAAAAAAUUUUGAGAUGUGGAAACUAAAAGAGGUCCCCUCUUAUGUCAAGACCUCGCGCUUUCUGUGUGAAUUUUUGCAGCGUUGCUUCUAUUUAGCCAAACUCACUAAUACAAAGUUUAUUUUGUCACAUACUGUACUUCCCGUCAUUACAUCGCUCUGGACGGGAUCACUAGGCACACACUCCGUCCACAUGGCAGUAGCAGUUGAAGGUGUUUUUCACUCAGGUGGAUCCAUAACAUACAUAUUUAGAUAUCUACAAAAAAUGUUCUAUUGUGCUGCAUUUUAUUAUCAACAUUACUUUGUACAGUUUUUCUGGUGACUUUAAAAUAGUGUUAGAUAUCUAAAUAUGCAAAAUAUGGACCAACAACUGGCUCGGAUGAUACAAAAAAAAAAA